AUGAGACCAGUUGAGUUCUUCAAAGUAAUAUUUCAAGCAUUCAAAGACGUGGUUCCCGGCUUUACAGUGGGAUUCCUAUCAGUGGUACUUUUAUCUUGUGUUGUCUUUGUUAUCCAAACAUUUUUGGGCUUCACUCCAGGUGUUCUGAGCGUUGGCGCCUCUGUGUUUCAAAGUGGACACAUUCACAGGCUCUUCUUGUACCCCUUUUAUCACCAAACCUUUGCCCAGCUCAUCUUGAACAUUGCAACUCUGGCGUUUCUCAGUGGCAGUCUGGAGAAAGGAUUUGGCACUGUGCGUUUCCUGCAUUUGUUCCUCCUGAUGUCGACUAUCACAGGAGUGUUUUACAGCUUCCUGGAUCUCCUGCAGAGUGACAGCAGCCAGGGUCACUGUACCGAGGGGUUACUUCCUAUAGCCCUUGCAUGUGUAGCUUUAACUACCAUGCAUACUAAAACGACGAAAGGAUUCCUUUGUGGAGUCAGUUUUCCCACCAUUGCUCUCCCCUGGAUUUUCCUCAUAAUCACCACUGUCCUCGUCCCUCACAGCGUGCUGCCCUGUAAUGUCAUAGCCAUCCUGGUUGGGUGGAUGUGUGGGAAAAAAUGGUUUUCCCUUCUGGAGCUGUCUGAAGCUAGGGCUGGUGUUCUGGAGAAGAUGAUGCCGUUAAGGUUUUUGAAGAGCAUUGGUGGUGUUAUGUUUGUCCCCGCCUCUACAGAGGAGCGGAAGAGGACCCUCCUUCCACAAAUAAAGCCAACACCUGGGUCCUACCCUGUCCAGGCCUAUGCCCCAUUGUCCAGCACCAACGCUGCAGACACCACAGUUAACUAUUACGAAGGCUGGCCAAACAUGACCAGUGCUUUGUCCGGUCCUGUGCCACCUCUCCACCCUCCUGGACACAGCUCUGGUUUUGGGAUAAGUCAUGGACCUGGAUCAGAACAGAGUUUUGGCCACAGCUACAACUACAGCCAUAGCCAUGGUCAAUUAUAG
Molecule: messenger RNA, 981 nt
Organism: Xyrichtys novacula (pearly razorfish)
Lineage: Eukaryota; Metazoa; Chordata; Actinopteri; Labriformes; Labridae
Source: the annotation of a GenBank genome assembly